AUGUCAGACCCGACCUACCAGACAAAGACAACAUGGGAGAAGUACUACUCUUCUAAAGAAGGACACGGCUCUCUUCUUAGCCCACCAGUCACUGACAGCGCUGCAGAGCUGUCUCCUGCCUUUUGGCAUAAUGUGACGGCACUCUUUCAGGAGGAUGAUUCUGCCAUCCAAGACUACAUCGCUCGCAAAUCCCGCCGCUUCGUGCGGCUGAGUCGCAGUAUCGCUGUAACUAAGCGGAGAGAGAUGGUGCAAUUGGGGUGUGAAUUGGAAGAUUUAGCCGGUGUUUCGUUGUUGUGUCACGAGAGCGCGAGUGCGACUUCUUCCCAUGGAUCCCAGUCGUUCCUUCCGCUGGAACUUGAGGCGGAGGAACGGGUCCGGAUUCACUUAACCAUCCCUGCAGCUAUAAACCACAUGACUUCGAUGGGUAUUAUGCCCGCGGACACUGGCCCGCGGAACCUUGUCUGGGAUAGCACGACCGGGACUCUGCGCUCGGAAGUGUUCACCGAAGACGAGCUGCGCAACCAUGCCUACUCCCAAGACCUAAGCUAUUACUAUAGCGUCGGUCCCGGCUCAGUUGGACCGGCCAGGAAGCUCUUCCUUCCUUUCCUUGAGAGUCUGACGACUCCGUUGGGCAAUGGUCCUGGUCAGACCAGCACCGACGCGAAUGGUGGCACCUUCACCGUUCCCAACCUGAUUAUGGCCUUCCUCAACGAUAACCAGAUCUCCGAGAUGACCGCUGCCAUGGGGAUUCUAUCCGAAUGCCAGUUGCCAGAAUGGUCCCGGAAAGAGCUGCCUGCUAUCCGAGUACAUCCGAUCCUGCAGAAGAGCAAGGCAGCCGGCAGUUUCCUUGACUACUGCAACGUGACCGAGUCUACGGAGCCCGUGGCUGGGGCUAGCUUCUUCACAGACCUGUCGCAGGACUUUUUGACGUUCGUCAAGCCGUAA
Molecule: messenger RNA, 945 nt
Organism: Penicillium cinerascens
Lineage: Eukaryota; Fungi; Ascomycota; Eurotiomycetes; Eurotiales; Aspergillaceae
Product: histidine acid phosphatase
Exons: 5
Coding region: 1-945 (314 amino acids)
Source: RefSeq, a predicted model, not a curated record